This is a messenger RNA of Anolis carolinensis (green anole), 13969 nucleotides long. It is a transcript of the gene ikzf2, whose product is annotated as IKAROS family zinc finger 2. The transcript has 8 exons. The coding region runs from base 403 to 1974 and encodes 523 amino acids. Gene Ontology annotation, biological process: regulation of transcription by RNA polymerase II. NCBI's taxonomy places the organism in Eukaryota, Metazoa, Chordata, Lepidosauria, Squamata, Anolidae. Gene Ontology annotation, cellular component: nucleus. Gene Ontology annotation, molecular function: DNA-binding transcription activator activity, RNA polymerase II-specific; RNA polymerase II cis-regulatory region sequence-specific DNA binding. The record is from RefSeq and is a predicted model, not a curated record.
GUAUGUGAGUUGAGAGAAGGAGCGUCGCGCGCGCCUCUGUGUGUGUGAGUGUGCCACUGGAUCGGUUUCUCGGGGUUUGACCAGUUGUCCCAGGCUAACCCUGCGCUCUCUCUCUCUCGCUCUCGCUCUCUCUCCGAAGAUGGAGGAAGUAAAAAAAAAACAGGAUUACCCUUAGCGACGGCACCGCUCUGCCUUAGUUCCCAAGACUAACACACGACACCGGCUAAAAGGGGGAAAAGAAAGAGAGAGAGAGAAAGAGAGAGAGGGAACAAACCAAACAAGAGGCAGAGAACGACGAGGCAAAAGAGAGACACACAGAGAGAGGCUCAUUAGCAAAACAAACAAACAAGGGUGCGAUGGACUGGAGGGGCACCAUGCGCUGCUAAGCACUGCACUUUGACUAUGGAAGCAGAGGCUACUGAUGGAUACAUGCCCUGUGAUCAUGAACAUUCGCCCGAAAGGGAGCACUCCAAUAUGGCAAUUGACCUCACCUCAAGCACACCCAAUGGGCAGCAUACCUCACCAAGUCACAUGACAGGCACAAACUCCAUAAAGCUAGAAAUGCAAAGUGAUGAUGAGGAUUCUGACAGGAAGCCCCUGAGGCGGGAAGACGGGAUCAGGGGUCAUGAUGAAGGGAGCAGCUUGGAAGACCCUCUCACGGAAAACCAUGAGAUAGUGGAGAACAGAAAAAUGCAGGAGCUGUCAGGCGAGGGAGGAAUCCGGCUUCCGAAUGGUAAACUGAAAUGUGACGUCUGUGGCAUGGUUUGCAUUGGGCCCAAUGUGCUAAUGGUGCAUAAAAGGAGUCACACUGGUGAGCGUCCAUUUCACUGUAACCAGUGUGGAGCAUCCUUCACACAAAAGGGGAAUCUACUGAGGCACAUCAAAUUACACUCUGGGGAGAAACCGUUCAAAUGUCCCUUCUGCAGCUAUGCUUGCCGAAGGAGGGAUGCCCUCACUGGACACCUCAGGACACACUCCGUUGGUAAACCUCACAAAUGUAACUACUGUGGACGGAGCUACAAGCAACGCAGUUCUUUGGAGGAACACAAGGAACGCUGUCACAACUACCUUCAGAACGUCAGUUUAGAAGCUGCUGGGCAAGUUAUGAGUCACCAUGUAUCUACUAUGGAAGAUUGUAAGGAUCAAGAACCUGGGAUGGACAACAAUAUUACUCUGGUGCCUUUUGAAAGACCUGCUGUUAUAGAGAAGCUGACAAGCAACAUGGGAAAGCGUAAAAGCUCCACCCCACAGAAGUUUGUGGGAGAGAAACUGAUGAGAUAUGGCUAUCCAGAUAUUCAUUUUGAUGCGAGCUUACCUUAUGAGAGAGAUGCUGAGCUGAUGCAAACUCACAUGAUGGACCAAGCGAUCAACAAUGCAAUCUCUUACCUUGGGGCAGAAGGACUACAUCACAUGCCAAGCACAAUUGCUGAUGUGGCCCCUGUCAUAAGCUCAGCUUAUGCUCAGGUCUACAACUCUAACAGAAUAGAAAGGCCCAUGAGCCGAGAAACUACUGACAGCAAUGAAAACAACUUGGACGGCCCGAUCUCCCUCAUCAGACCAAAGAGUCAACCCCAGGAAAGAGAGGCUUCUCCCAGCAACAGCUGCCUGGACUCCUCUGACUCAGAAAGCAGCCAUGAAGACCACCAGUCCUUCCAAGGAAACCCUGCCUUAAAUCCCAAAAGGAAGCAAAGCCCCACUUACAUGAAGGAUGACUCCAAGGCUUUGGAUGUCACAAAAGCAUCUAAGGGCUCUUUAAAGGAUAUCUACAAGGUCUUCAAUGGCGAAGGAGAGCAGAUAAGGGCCUUUAAGUGUGAGCAUUGCCGGGUCCUCUUUCUAGACCAUGUCAUGUACACCAUCCACAUGGGGUGUCAUGGCUAUCGGGACCCACUAGAGUGCAACAUUUGUGGCUACCACAGCCAGGACCGCUAUGAGUUCUCCUCACACAUUGUUCGGGGGGAGCAUACGUUCCAUUAGGCCUUCUCUUCCAAAGGGGACUCUGAGUAAAAAAAAAAAAAAAAGCAAACAAAACACUUCACAUGAAGAAAUACUGCACUUACAAUCCCACUUUUCCUCAGACAUUGACACACCUUUUGUCAUUGUUGCUGUUGCUCUUCUUUUUUAAAACAAAAUUGUUGUCAUUUUUGUUGUUAACCUUAUUUUGUGUAUCCACUCUCACUUGGCACCAGUGGUGAGAUGUGAAGGAAGGAAAGGAAGGGACCAGGGAGUAGUUCUGUUUGUUGUUCUUGCCGUCAUUGUCUUUGUUUUUUUGCUCUGAAAAAAACUUUUUAGUGGGAACUGAAAGGCAGUCUGUUUCUGUCACAAUAUUUUUUUCCAUACAUUUUGUCAUACUGCAGGUACUGCUGAACUCCGCUAGGUGCUCUAACAUCUAACAGCAAAUUGUCAGCUUUUGACAGGUUAAUGAUUUCAGGUAGAUACAUUUCAGAGAAAAAGCCCUUUCAAAUAUGUAGAUACGUUUUGGGUGACCGUCUGUUAGGAUGAAUUUUUAUUUUGCAAAAUUAUCCAGUUGGGGAGGGAAGGAGCAAUGGUGAGGGAGAUCUCAUAUAAAGCUAACCCAUAUUCUGUAGAGGUAGGAGCAGAAGCAAAUAACAAUAUUCACACAGACAUUACUGGGUGAGCUACCUUUCUGGGAGCUGUGUUGUUUUUCUGCGAUAUACGUGUUUAUGUGUAAUACUGAAUCAUAUAAUAGAAACUUGAUUUUACAUAUGAAAUGACAUCUUUGGGACAUUGGAAGUCCUUUUAUCUUAUUUUUACUUAUUCUAAUAUGCACUUUUUUAAAAAGAAAAAAAGAAUUACUGGACUGCUGGUAUACUCUUUUAUCAUUGAUAUUGAUUUCCUAGCUUUAUACAGGCACUCAGCCUUAAUUAGGUGGGCGACAUGUACAAAGAAAAACCUUUUCAAAUAUAGUUGAUUUUGGGAAUUAGAUUCUAAGUAUGUUUACUUAGAAGUAAGCUACACAUAGGCUCUUCUACACUGGCACUAUAAUGCAGCUUGGAACCAAUUUGAGAGGAAUUGUUUUUGCUGUGGGGGUGUGUGGUUAGAUUGACUGGUCUGGAACUCGUUGAUUACAUGAACCAUAGACCUGGCUCUGCAGGGAUUGCUUUUUUCCCAUUUAUGAGAGAGGUGCAUACCAGUGCUACAGAGGCAUAGGAGGUUUUUAAAAAGGGAAAGCAACAGUUAGGAGCAGAGGUAAUCAAUUACCCUUCCCAGGGGGUUAAUUAGUCCUCUGCUAACAUUUUGCCAUUCCCCUCGUCCCAAAUUCUACAAAGCACUUCAGCAAGAAUAGGUAUCUGCAAUGCCUUCAGCAUUGUGUGGAGCCUAUUUUGCCCUGGGACCUGGGAUAUAUUGAGAUUUGCUGCAGUACAUUAACAGAGACUUUUCUGCAACUUUCUUUAAUGUGUUGUAUACCAGUUAAUCCAUGCUGAAUGUGCACUGUUGGUGUGCAUUUUGUAGCUAUCAGAAUUUCAAGUAGUGUUAGAGCUGUAUAAAAUGGUCAGUGCAGAUGGAGCCUUAUUACUUCAUCAGACGGGGCUUUUCCUGCAGCAUACUGGUUCAGCCCUAGAUGAUCCACAGAGCCCACUGGCUCCCAUCAAACAACAUGCAGGAACUUCCAGCAGGGCACCAUGGAUCAUCUAGAGUGGAGCUGACAUAUGCCACUGCCAUGGCUUCAUGGGAGGAUUCUUGUGUUGCACAGUCGACGCUUUCUCCUAUGGGAUCAGCUUCCUCUUGAGCCAGGCAAUGUGGGACAUGAGGCGACAGGUUCCCCAUGUUAUCUGACGAUAGUUACCAGAUUCGUCACAAUGCAUGGCAAUUCCAACAGCUCAUGUGACAAGGUCAUAGAUCCUGUUGGUGCUUACUUUCUAGUAAUUGUGCUUAUUUUAGAAAUACAGAGAGUUGAAUCAACAAAGUCUGCUGCUUUCAAAUUUCAGAGAUACAAAUAACAAAUGCAUUUAAUUGUGAAAGAUCUAGUUUGUCAUUUUAUUUCUGCAGUGUUAACCACUUAGCAACCAUCUAAGAGAGCACCAAAGCUUGGUCUUCUGCUAGUUCACUCUUUGGAUUUGCUUAUGCAAUCCUGAUCUUACUACAGUGGUCAAUGAUUCAAAGUUUUUACUCCAAAUCAACAGUUCUUGUUUACAUAGUCAGAAAUAUCUAAGAAAUGUUAGAGCUCCUUUGCAUAUGCCAUUUUUUCGGGAAACAGUGUGGGAAAACAACAUGUACAUUAGGCUUGUGCACAGAUUUGGUUUGGUUGGUUCCCUUCGGCCAAUCCGGCUUGUUCGGCUGGCCAUAAUGGUAAGGGCUCAGUUGCCUUGUUUUUUCGGCCAAAACGGCCCAUGUGGCUGCCAGGCAUGGCUACUUCCCUUAUUUUGGGAGUAUGCAGUGCAUGUUUCCUUAACCCCAUUCCUCAAACCCAGCCUUGCUUAAAAGGAAGAAAGGGUCCCAGGAAGGGUGCUUCCUUAACCCUGUUCCUCAAACUCAGACUGCCUUGAAAGCAAGAAAGGAAAGGAGUCCAGGAAGAAUGCUUCCUUAACCUCAUUGCUCAAACCCAGGCUCCCUUGAAAGGAAGAAAGGAAAGGAUCUCAGGAACGAAAAGGGAGGCCUUGUAAGUUCCCCAUUGCUACCAAUUGGCCAGAUCUUCCCAUAACUUUCAGCUUCCUAACUGAAAACAGAUUUUUCUAUUAGCCUAUUUCAGGAGGCUCUCGAAAACAGAUCUAGGUACCCAACAAAAUUCGGAUACCAAAAAUGGAUCACCCUCCAGCCAAAUUGCACAAGUCUAAUGUACAUGUGCAAAAACAUUCAAAAGAAGCUUGUUUUGUUCCAUACACACCUUGAAACUACAGUGUAUGGCAGCUUUCAAAUAUAUAUGCAUAGCAAAAGAGGCAAUUGCUUUAUGCAGAAUGAUGUAUGUAGAGAUAAAUGUUUUUACCAAACUCCUGAGGAAAUGUGUCAUGUCUGAAGCAGCUUUUGGUCUCAUUUAUGGUCACAUGUACCAUGUUUGCAAACUUGGGUCACAGUCCUAGGUAACUUUACCUAAAUGAUUGGGGAAUUCUGCUCCUAGUUGCUUACCAUAAAUAAUGACCUCUUACUGUUUACAUGAUCACUUACUCCAAGAUGAAAAACUGAGCCGAGAGCCCUGAAUUAUCCAGAGGUUUAGUUUCUUGACUGACAUCUCUCUUCAGCUUCCAGUUAAUCCCUUGAUCGUAUUAGCAAAUGAAAGAUUAAAGUGCAUUAAGAGGUUACAGAUUUUGAGGUUGUGGUUGUGUAAACAAGCCUUCUGUUGACUAUAUACAUUUAGUUGAACUAAGGAUCUAGUAAGAACUUCAAAUUCAUUUUUUGCUUUGCUUAGUGGAUAUGUUUAUUUUUGUUUUUAAAUCAGUGGCUACCUCACAUUCUUGUACAUCUUUCCUAGCUUUCCCAAUUUGGGAGUUGCACAUCUUGUCAUAAACCUGAAGAUAGAGUAGAUAAAAACCCUCACAAGCUAUUGAUGAGGCCCAGUUCUAUGACUGUUUAUUAAACCUUGAAGAAAUUAUUCAGUGUUUGGUUUAUCCCAUUUUCAUUAUCCCACCCAGGAUAAACACUUUGAAGUUAAUUUCUUGGAUUCCUUGAGGUAUAAUUGUUUCUUAAAAUAAACCUUCUUUAAAAAAUAAUUAUUAUUAUGAUUAAAAAGAUGAGGAGGACAAGCAAUUGUCCUAUAAAUUUUCUUCAUAUUUCUGUAACAGUAAGUGGAAGAAACUUUGAUUCUCAACAAAAAAUAAGAUAAAAGGGGGCUAAUAGUUUGACUAAAAUUAAAUAGUGUGACUUCAGUGAGUGUAAAUCAUUGCUAUAGAAGCACUUAGACAUGCUAUCCAUUUGCUCAUGCCGUCAUUUGAUGUUUCCAAACCUGCAGCUGUGGUAGAUAAGAAACAAGUGAAACGAGCAUCAAUCUGAAAUGUUCUUUAGAUGUGUUUAUCUGAUAUAGGAUAUGUUUGAAAGAGAAAAUACAUGGAAGACAGAUUAUUCUACAACUAUUUUCCAGCUAAUUCAAAAAUUACUAAAGUUGUCUAAAACACAAAACAACCAAGCAUAGCAGUAUAAAGUAAGAAAGUCCUGGAAGGUAACCAUGGAAUCAGAUUUGUUAGUCCUGCUCAUUAGAAAAGGGUCUCUUCCCUCCAAACUUUUGCUUAAAUCAUUUAUUAUCUUUCAGAAGGGAGAUUCAAGUGAAUUAAGAUGUUAUCGUUUGAGAGUGUGAAUGUGUAAACAAACUCUGCUUGAUCAAUAGUCUUUCGGAGCUACCUUUCUGGAAGGUAACACAUCCCAAAUUGCUCUUAGUGCUAUUCUAGAUGUUUUCAAAUGUUUCACAAUUGGGUAGAUGAGGUUCCAAUAAGGAAAAAGCCAUUUGUGUCUGUAUCCUGCUCUCCAAAUUCACCUUGGUCUUUCUUUCUUUCUGUUUCUUUUUUCUUUUCUUUUUUGACAGCAGGGACCUAACAAAUGUCUUGAGAUUUGAGAGGUCACCAUCACAGGGCUGUGUGGCUCAUUGGAAGCCUGGUUCUUAUUUUGAUUCUUAUUACUACUACUAUUAUGACUACUACUAGAAAGUGUGCUUAGAAAGAUCAUUUCUUUGGUGAAGCAUAGCUUUUGGUAAUUGAGAGGUUAUUGAGAGGCAGAAAAAAGAUACGAGAAAAGGCAGUAUUUCUGGCAUUGGUCUUUUUAAGCUCGAUCUACGCUGCCACAUAAUGCAUUAAACUGCAGUGUAGACAAGGCCUUAGUUGAAGAGCUUGUGAAAUUAUUAUAUUUCUAAUCUGUCAAAACAAGAAAGCUAUAUUCUAAAAUGUCUGAGGCUGCAUCUACAGUGUUAUAAAAUGCAAUUUGAAUCUACACUAAAUAUAGACCCAUAUAAUGCAGUUAAACUUCACCAUAUGGGUCUACACUGACUAAAUAAUGCAGAUUCAUACUGUAUUACAUGGCAGUGUAGAUCCUUCCUAGGUUGCAAGAAUUUUUCUUAUUCCCUAAGCUGCAGCUAUGCCAUAUUGACAGUGAAAAAGAGUGUCAAAUUCAUUGAGGCAGCCCACUGGAGAGAGAAAAAAAAAUAAGUUGCCGUGAGACUGUUCUUCUUGAUAUAAGAAGCAAAAACACUGCAAGUCCUCCCCAUGUUUUUUACUACAUCUUUUUCCCCAUUUUUCCUAUUUUGCUUGCAAAUUUGGACAUCCUAAGGAGGUUGCAAAGCAGCAGGACCUGAGAUAUUGGAUUUGAUCAUUUGGCAAAUGUGAACUAGUAUUUUGUGCAGAAUUGUAACUUUUGCAUAAAAGUGUUUGAACAAAAAUGCUUCACAAAACUUUUGAGAAAACUUCAUUAAAUAAAAAUGAUGAAAAGUGUACAAACCACUCAUCUCACACAACAGAUAGAAAACUUUACUAAUGUAAUUCUCAUUUGCAAGGAAACAUUGAAAUCUUAUAUGCUAAAAUACUUGCAUGCUUUUAUUUGGAUCUUCUUGAUACUUUGUUCAUGCCAGUUUAGUCAACUCUAUUCAACCACUUAUUAGAAGGAUUAAAAGCUUAAGGUGCCUAGAAAUCUUUUGGAAGCAUGGGCAUUUCACAAUGAUACAAAUGCAUCAUAUAAUUUAUGAAUGUGGAUCAUAUGCUCAUUUAACAGACAAAGAAAUUGCAAAAUUAACUAAGGUCAAUAUUUCUGUUUUGUACAUAGGUAGAAUACAAAUGCGCUAAUACCUACCUUUGCUUGUCAAAUCUUCAUGUCAUGAAUUCUGAACGUCCCUUAUUUCUAUUUUGAAAAUCUGGUAUAUUUCUAAGUACUAUCUAAAUUGGAAGUUUUCUGAAAAUCAUACAUUUCUAGUUGACUCAUAUCUGUACGCAUCUGCUGAGAAUAUGCUCACAAUGAAAUAGAUCAUAAAUUGUCAUUGUCUUUUGUUAUUCUGUUUUAAGGCUGCAGUCCUUAAAACAUCUUAGACUCCUAACUUUGGCAAGGAGUCUAUGAGCUCAGUGGUUUCACUUGUUAGCAAAUAUAAACGUGAAAUGUUUCAUCAUGAUUAAAAUACUUGUGAAAUGAAGUUGUGAAAAAGAUGGGUUUAAAGCUACCAUGGUCAUUAGUGUGAGAUGUUAGCAAAAUAAUUCAGAUGUUGAAUAUUGUAAGUUAUUUUUAUAUUGCUUUAAUUUUUAGUUUUUGGGGAUCUUUGGCAUUUUUCAGGGGCAAUGCCUUAAUUUCACUAGCUGCAAUUAAAAUUUAAUUUAAUUAGUUGUGUCUUAGGGGAAAAGGGAAAUAUCAAAGUUGUUUGAAUCUUACAAAUCAAGAAUGGUUCUUUUAUUAGUAAUUGGGGCAUCUUUUUAAGGUGGUAGUCUUAUAAAAGAAAACCAGUCUGAAGAAAUGAAAAUAUUUCACGAAUGUUGAUUCAGUUAAAUUGAUAAUUGGCCUUCUACACUUCAAACUCUUGAACAAGCAUUGUAUCAGAAAAAAGUCUUCAAAUUGGUACCAAUGUAAUCUUAAUCUAUUUGAAAAGUGAGGAAGGCUACAAAACUACAAAAGUAUGUUUUGCUAAUGUUCAUUCAGUUCUGUUUGGAUUUUCAUGGUACAAAUUAGAAAUAAUCAAUGCAGUGAAAUGUUUUCUUUCAUGUCCAGGAAUGCUUUAUGACCUCACAAAAGCAAUGGAGCUUGAAAUGGAGAAGAAAUAUUGUAGGGAUGCAUAUCUUUGGGUUACAUGCUGGUUGAGCUUGUUGAACCUCACCGUUACCCUUCUUCAGCUGAAAUCAUGAUCUUAAGUGCAUUCAGCAGCAGGAGGGGAAAAUAGGUGGCAGCAAUCUUGCUGCAUUCCAAAAAUCUUGUCUACCAUCCAUGCAAUAAAUUUCCAAGUUCAUGUGGCAGAACAUGGUUUCUAAAACCACUUCCUGGGAGCUUCCUCUUGGCGUACUUCACAACUAAGAGCAUGUGUUGUUUUGGCUGACUCUUAUGGAUGGCUACCAGAAAAUAAAAUAGAGAAUGUCAUCACAUAUGCUUUAAAGUAACUAGAGUUCAAGAAAGCCUCCUUUAUGUGUUGAGUGUAUUUCUCCAAAUGUUACAGAAGAAGAACAUUUUUUAAAAUAUUAGAUUUACCUUAAGUAACAAUCUUGAAACUUACCACUUUCAAAAAGCAAGAAACUCAUAUUUAAGUUCUGAAAAAUAAACAGGCAGCGGUUUUAGAAAUCAUCUUAGUGCCAUUUUAUUUCUCUAGGAUAAAUUCUCUUAAUUCAACCCAGUGAGGAAUUUAUAUGUUGAAGCCCCUACAGAGGGCUUCUCAAGGUCUCCUUCCCACCAUAGUCAACUGGUAUGUGCUAGGAAAAGCUGAUGCUGGGAAAAGAUUGGUUUUUGAACUUUUUUCAACAUCUCCCAGCCAGUAUUGUCAUUUGCCAUUCUAUCUGGAGGAGGCUGGGAGUUGUAGCCCUCAAUAGUAACUUCCAGUCAUUGUUAUUGAGGGAUUCUGAACCUGUUCAAAUAUUUCUAAGAAAAACUUUUCCCCCCUUCACAAUCUGAAAAUGAAUCUUAAACUCAUGAAUAUUAACAUAAACACCAUUCAGACAUUUAUAUUUAAAUAUCUGUGUCUCCUUUGAAUAUCUGGAGCCAGCAAUUUCUUUGAAAUCUGAGGUUUUGCUAAUUUCCAUGGGAGAUCCUUAGGCAUAUGCCGUAACACUUUUGUGAGCUACAAGGACAGGUUUAUACCUUAUCUAUUUCAAAUGUGUUUCAGCUAAAGAAAGCACAAUAGAAGUAGAGAUGAAUGACAGAUAUUGCAGCAGAUGGAGGUUGGUUAGUUUUGUAGUAAUAAAAUGCUUAAACUAUGAUCAAAGAUCUGAUGCUUUCUAAUUUGACCAUAUUAACUGUGUCACAUGCUGGAGGUUUUGCUUCCUUGUUUUUUCAGGCCUCUAUGUCUGGUUAUCCAGGCUAGUUUGUAGUUUCAGACUAGAUUUCCCUGUUAGCUCAAUUUUUUUUUUACAUUUUUGUUGUCUGUUCAUUGGCUGUACAGUCUGUUUACAUAUUUUUGUACUCGAGUAUAGUUUUGUAUUUAAAAAAGCAUUUGAUCUGAUAAAAUAUAAAUAUAUAUAUAUAUAUAGGUAAAUAAGCUUUGCAACAUUUUCAAACUGGGGUACUUCGAGAUGGCAGAACUAUGGAAUUAUAAUACUGUAUAUUUGCCUCGCUGAAUGUUGAUCUUUUUCUGGUUGUCCUUUUUCUUAAAGAAUGUCUUUUAAGGCAGACUGGAAAUUUGAAUGUGUAACUGCUUAGGAAAAUACACAUUUUUAAAAUGAUAUUGUUUUUCCCCAGUGGAAAAAUAUGGUUUUCUACUACUCUGUUUCAUCCUGGCUCAUUUAUUCUUGAUGUUUAUUCUUGAAUCUUUAUCUUAAACCAUUCUUCUAACAGGCUUGAAAACAGUAUCCAUAUUGCCUAGUCUAAAAGGGGAAAGCACUCAUUAGUCAGAGUUCCAUUCUUAUGCAAUACUUUGCCUGAACGUUUUAUAGUGCAUUAAAUAUAUCAUGUUCUGAUGAAAGCUGAUGACCAGAGAAAGCAAAUCAUGUGGUUUAUAAAACUUGUGCCUGUUGGAGAAUCCUCCUCUAAUAACUCCAAAAAUCAAAGCAAAAAAAUUGGCUAUGACUUCUGGAGCUGUGAUAAAAAAAAAUCUUCCCAAAUGCUGACCUGGUGCAUAUCAGUUCUUCUGAAGAAAUGGCUUAGCCUUAUACCAUUGCUUCCCUUGAACUAAGACUGUGCAUGAGAUGCAACAAGGGAAGACUACUAAUGGUACACCAUCUUUAAUAAUUGCAUCAGUUUGCUGUUCCUGGCAUUUGUCUGUAUCCAUCCUACAGUUUUGUUCAAAACCAAGUGGAAUAUCAACUUUGAAACAGUAAGAGCCCAAAAGUUGUAAGGCUGUAUUUUCCGUAGUCCUUGUGUUUGCUAUGGUGAUAAGUAGAUGUAGUGGUUUCUUAACAUUGUUCUCUGUAAGCAUGUCUUAGAUCAUGCUGCCCCGUUGGGCCACUCGAGAAGUCAGACAUGGUUGCUUCCUCCUUUGUUUAAUUUCAGGGUUCCCUUCCCAUCUUGGGUAAAGCACUUAAUAUUGGUACAUUAUUUAAUACAUUCCCCCAAAUGGCCCUGACCCAAAGUCUAUAUAGUCUCACUGAAACUCUCCUUUAGAUUUCAAAACUGGAUCUUACUCCAAGCCGUCUGUGAAGACAUUUGUGAAAAUGGGACACAUGACAACAUAGGCCCCUUGGACACAGCUGUAUAAAAUCCACAUUGAACUGGAUUAUGUGGCAGUGUGAACUCAGAUAAUCCACUUCAAAGCAGAUAUUGUGGAUUAUCUGCCUUUGAUAUUCAGGGUUUUAUGGCUGUGUGGAAGGGCCCAUAGGGUGGCUGUUUCCUCAUUAAGACAGCUAGUUAUGAAUUCUCCUUCCCUUAUCGGUUGUGAUAGGACUUAUUUUAUAUAUCAUGCUUUAUUUAUAUGUCUUAUCUAGCUCUAGUGUACAUUAAUACCUAUUUCCCAAUAGGUGGAAUCGCUGUACUGUAAAUAUGUAAGUUACAGAAUAAAAAUAUUGGUAACAUUUCUUUGGGAAACUGUUACAAAGCACAGAAGCCACAUCUUGGUGGCUGCUGGUUUGAAUUUGAGGAUUGAGCAAAGGCAAAGCCGUGUAUGUAUGUUAAAAUCAGCAGAACUUAACUUUGUGUCAAGCACUUGCCAAAAGAGUUUAAGGAAUCCUUUUUAAAAGAAGCAAAGCACAUUAGAAUGGGAGAUUUCUUUAUAAUAGAUGUUCAGACUCUCUAGUUCAAAUUGCACAUCUUUGCAUAAACUUGUACUUGUCCUAUACUCUACUGAACCCCACUUGAACAAAUGAGUUCGCUUCUGAAGGAAGGCCCACAAAUAAUUGGCAGUUAUUCAGGUUAGUAACCAUCUGUGGUUAUACCAAGCCCAUGGGAGUUGAUGUCUUCUGUAUUGCAGGGUGGUGAAUCCACCUUGAAUCCAGGCUCAACUGGGAAAGAGCGCAUCAUGUUAGAAAACUCUUCAAAGUUCACACUAAUUCCUAGAUUGUAUUCACCAUCCCACUAACAUGGAAGAUACCAUCCACCACUGCAUUGACUGCUUCAUGCUUCUCCAUUUGUUGGCACAGUAGAAGGCUGAAAACCCAAACACACCUAAUGGAGAGUAAGGAUAGUUGAAGCUCUACAGUACUUACUUUAGGUAUCUAGUGGUAUUUACUUCUCAGUAGACAUUCUGAGCAUUGUUCUUUGCCUUCUGUUUGUCAUUCAUGAUAGUUAUUGAGAGGAAACGGCAGGAAUCAGCCCCAGCAUUUGGAAAAGAUUCGCUGUUCUUCGUGCAAACUCCACCAAAGGCAUCUUUGUGCUGGAAGGAGUCUUGCUUGCCAGAUGAACUUGCCCUUGGCCUGCUAGUGAUUGUAUUUGUGGCUAUGUGUUUUGGAGGAUCACUGCUGUCACAGAGUGUAAAUAAAUACAUGAGAAAAAAACCUCAUGCCCUCUGAUGCUUCAAGGACAUGUAGAGUUUGUAUUCUUAAGGAUUAAGGGGUUACUUGGAGCAGAAGCAGAAGGGGGGAAUGGAUCCAUAUUCCCCUGUUUUAUUCACAUGAACAAGUUUCUAUAUUUGCUCUUUUAAAGUAAAUUUCUGUAUGUUUUAGCAGCAGAACACUUCAAGAAGCUGAUAUGUUAUAGCCUGCAUUCUCUGCCCAUCACUCAUGGUUUCUAAUCACCUUCUUCCAACCAGCCUUGAGGUUUCACACAAGUUUUUGCCAUUCAGUUUUAAACAUUGUAGUGGCUCAAAAUUAUAUGUGAUUGCUUGAGACUCCCCAACUGCCACAGGAACAUUUACAUCAAUUUUAUUUAUUUAUUGAUAAUUUAUUUUUUCAGCCCAAAUUCUGUUUUCCUUGGCAGAAUAUUUAAAGGUACAUAAUGGGGGGAGGGGGAGAGAAAAUAUGAAUAUGUCGGUUUUAGGGGUAUUUACAAGUGGAUGUGAAUGUAAUCCAUAGUUUUCAAGUAUUUCAAAUGUUAAGACUGAAUUUGGCAUGCAACACGUAGUGGACAAAAAUUAAUGGGUUGCUACACCAAAGUGCUUUCUCCCCUAUAAAUGAAAUUCAUAUUGACUUUCAAUUAUGAGCAAGUAUGUCAUAUCUCAAAACAUUAGAGCCAAAAGGGGAUAAAGUAGUUUGGAGUGACUUCUACAAGAUUUGAAAGGGCUUUGGGUCAGGUCUCUAGAAGAGUCAUUGUGGGUAUAAUCUAUACAACAGUGGUAAACAUGGUGUUGUUCAGAAUUGGACUUCUUAUUGGAGAAAUGGAACAAUAGUCCAUUUAUUAUAGACUUAUGAAAAGUAAUUUGUUGUCAGUCUUCGUGUGGAGGGGGUGGUUUAUUGUCGCUUUGACCACUAAGGGAAUUCACCAUAAUCCUGAAACUGGUGGGAUAGGAAAAGAGAGACAUAAGCCCAAUGUGUACUUAUCCAUACUUAUUUCACAGACAAUUUGGAAUCUCCUGAUCAAAACCAGUUUGGGAAACAUUCUUGGAGAAGGCGUGCAACAGCUAAAUAUAAAUAACAGCUUCACAGUAAAAUACACCAGGGUUGAUAUCAAAGUCUCUAUAUAAUUGCAGUAUAUGUUGGUUACUUAAAUUGGGCAUAUUUUUCUCUUUCCUUACAUGCAUACAAAUGGUUCAGUACAUGUAUGUGUGCACUGUAUAUGGAUAUGAGUGCUGAAAAUGCAUGAGAGAGUGGGUCUGCGUCUAUAUAUAUAAAUAUAUAUACACACAAAAGAAAGCUGCAGAAACUUUGUAAUACUUUGUGAAAAUGAUUAUAUUAUGGACGUUUGUACUGUGCACAGCUACUGGAAUUAAAUGUAGGGAAUCUCAGGAACAAGCAUAAAAUUUGUCCAAGACUUAUUUCUCAAAUGUGUAUGUGCAGUUUUUAAUUCUGUAUACUAUUUAAUAUUUUACCAAUAAACUUCUCAUAUGAAA